Molecule: messenger RNA, 348 nt
Organism: Laetiporus sulphureus 93-53
Lineage: Eukaryota; Fungi; Basidiomycota; Agaricomycetes; Polyporales; Laetiporaceae
Exons: 3
Coding region: 1-348 (115 amino acids)
Source: RefSeq, a predicted model, not a curated record
AUGCCGCGGUUCAAGCUCGUCUUCUUCUCCCCCAUCGCCAACACGCAGCCCAUCCUCCACCAUCUCUUCGAGCAGUUCCCGCGAAACGUCGGGAAGAUCGGCGCGUACGGCGGGUGCGCGUUCGUCACCCGAGGCACCGGCCAGUUUAUACCGCUGGAGGGCGCGAACCCGACGAUAGGCUCGGUGGGUGCGCCGGAGCGUGUUGAGGAGGAUAGGGUGGAGGUGGUCGUGCAGUCGGACGCGAGUGGGCCGGGGGACUCGGAUGUGAAGCGGGUGUUGGAGGAGUUGAAGAAGGUACAUCCGUAUGAGGAGGUUGCAUAUGAUGUGUAUAGGUUGGAAGAAUUCUGA